AAAAUAUUCAAUGCUUUUCCAUUUUUCACUAUUUUUUACCAGAACUCUUCCUCUAUAUAAUCCUUUCAAACCCUACCCCCCUCUCUCAUCACACGUCUGUACCCUUUUCCUCUCUCUGCAUCUCUCUUUUACUCUCUCAGCUUUCUUUUCUAUAAUGGCUGAAACUUCAUUAAAGCGCCAAAGAGAAGAAACCCAGAUGGAAAAUGGCGAAGACUAUUAUAAGCGCCAAAAAUCUUACAACGACAUACUCUCUCUUCUCGAAGAAGAAGAAGAGGAACCUAACCAAGAUCUCUCUUCUAUCAUCACCACCCUUCAGCAAGAACUCUCAUCCAAAUCCAGAUCAGACCUGAAUUCGUUCGGUACCAGUGAAACCGACCCUGAAACCACCACGGUAGCCUCGUCUUCUGCCGCAGAAGAUUACUCUUGCUCUUCGUCUUCUUCUUCAAGCUCUCUUGUUCUGAAAGAUGACGAACAAGAAGUGGAGAAGGAGAGGGUUAUGAGACACCUUCUAGAAGCUUCCGACGACGAGCUUGGGAUUCCGAAUAUGGAUGUCGGGUCAGAUAGCGGAGUCGGGUUUGACAGUGGGGAUUUUGGGUUUCCUGUAACCGAGGGCUUGUGGGAGCUUGAAGAUGAAGCGGCUAAUUAUUAUGCGUUAUUGCAAUCUGAGCUCUUCAUGUAGGGGUGAAACUAGGAACAAAAAAUGUUUUAGGGUUCGUAAUUAAAAUUGAAAAAAGAAGUAAAUUAUGGAGAGGGAUAUUGGGAGAAAAUGAGUCCUUUUUUAACAUUUUCAUUUUGGUCCCUCUGAUGUAAAAACUAUUAACUGUGUCGUCAUAUGUCCCCUUUUUAAAUGAAAUCAUCUAGUAGAAGAAAAAAAAUAAAUUCACAUUCCUUUCA
Messenger RNA from Humulus lupulus (European hop), 894 nucleotides. RefSeq lists its product as uncharacterized. The record is from RefSeq and is a predicted model, not a curated record. Lineage: Eukaryota; Viridiplantae; Streptophyta; Magnoliopsida; Rosales; Cannabaceae. Bases 11 to 679 code for a protein of 222 amino acids. The transcript has a single exon.